AUGAAAGACUGCCAUGGCUCUUCAACCACAGAGCUGUUAUCUGACGCCUACAGUAUGAAAGACUGCCAUGGCUCUUCAGCUGUAGAGCUGUUAUUUGACGCCUACAGUGUGAAAGACUGCCAUGGCUCUUCAGCCAGAGAGCUCUUAUCUGAUGUCUACAGUGUGAAAGACUGCCAUGACUCUUCAACAACAGAGCUGUUAUCUGUUGUCUACAGUAUGAAAGACUGCCAUGGCUUUUCAGCUGUAGAGCUCAUAUCUGACGUCUACAGUAUGAAAGACUGCCAUGGCUCUUUAACCAUAGAGCUGUUAUCUGACACCCACAGGGUGAAAGACUGCCAUGGCUCUUCAACCAGAGAGCUCUUAUCUGAUAUCUACAGUGUGAAAGACUGCCAUGGCUGUUCAACCACAGAGCUGUUAUCUGACGCCUACAUUGUGAAAAACUGCCAUGGCUCUUCAACCACAGAGCUGUUAUUUGACACCUGCAGUGUGAAAGACUGCCAUGGCUCUUCAGCCAUAAAGUUCUUAUCUGAUGUCUUCAUUGAAAGACUGCCAUGGAUCUUCAACCACAGAGGUCUUGAAUGA
This is a messenger RNA of Liolophura sinensis, 582 nucleotides long. RefSeq lists its product as uncharacterized. Bases 1 to 582 code for a protein of 193 amino acids. The record is from RefSeq and is a predicted model, not a curated record. Lineage: Eukaryota; Metazoa; Mollusca; Polyplacophora; Chitonida; Chitonidae. The transcript has a single exon.